GGUCGACGACUGGACUGGAGUGGAGAUGGACCUACCGCACAAUGAUGGCAUUUCAAGCAUUCUUCCAGCAAAAUAUGCAAUUUGUUGUUGCAAUAGGGGGCUCCUGUCUGUAUCUGGGGAGUGUCUAUCCUCAUCUGUGGGGUGUUGAGAAGUACAGGAAAAUGAUGGAAAUGCACAAGAAUGGCAAACCAGUUGAACUCACUGAAGAUCUGAAAAACAUUGGACAAGAGAUUCUAGACAAGAUGCUACUGCAACCAUAUGUUGAGGCGACCAUCAACUUUUUCAUGGUGUACGGUCAGGACCUCGUGAACAAGGGCUCUACGUCCUCACGGAAAGGAGCCGUCAUCGGCAUCCCCAUCAACUUCACAUACACGAGCAUCGACAAGGUGCAGAAAGAGAACAUCACCCUGAACAACAAGCCGAUCGCAUGGGACACCCCGGCUGGCCAGUCUCUUCUCGACUCCCUCAUUCUCAGCAGAAAGGCUCACCGAUUCGGGAUAGCUCGUGAACUGAUGACAACCAAUCACCAGCUGGUUCACGCUCGUGGAAUACUGCUGAUGACCUGUUGUUACUUCUCCUAUACGGCAGGCUACGCCAUGAAUCGACUCUACAACCUUCAAAAGAGGCUGAAGAUGCCAGCAAGACUUGUUAUGUACAGCGUCUUCGCAAACAUUGGCAUGAUGUCGUAUUUUUUACUGUCGGACAAGCUGAACUGGUACAAGGAAAGCAAAGCUGACAGGAAGGCAGGCGAGCUAGGAAGGGAAUAUGCCGAGGGUGGUGUGGAGUUGUACCAAAAGUUUUUGCAGAGAAAUGUUGCGAUGCGUUCUCUGAUGGGGGAAGAAGGUGGAAAGAAGUACACGGUUUAUGGGAAUGAAGUGCAUUACUGGCGGAGUCCUCACGUGCCACUAACUGUGAGGAGAGACAAUUUGAAAGAAAUAUUGAAAACCAAGUACACCAUGAACAGUGAAAAUUCAGAAAACAGUAUGUUGGACAGUGAACCAAUAGAACAAAUAUCUUAGUAGUCUCAUGUUUCCCGCGUAGGUUUAAAGUGAAGUAUUGAAGUUUUGAUGUGUAGUCAAGUAAAUCAUCUCGAUGGAUGCUGCUGCCUUGUGAUCGUAAACACUUUGUUUGUUUGACUUCCAGUAGCAUAUCAAUCACAAGAAACGUGACUUUUCAUUCGAGUUGGGAGGCUUCUGGACAUGAAGAAUUUAAAAGUCAUAGAAUUUUGUAUGUAUUUUUUGUAAUAAACAAUAAUAUAUCCUAUAUUAAAUGUCUACAUCCGGAUUUUUAAGGUGGCAAAAAUAUCACUGCUAGUGGUUUGGCGAAUUUUGUUUGAAAAUGUGUAAUCAUAUUUAAUGUGUCCUGGUCAAACAAACUGGAUCUACACAAAGGGUUGAAAGGAACAUUAAAUACGAUUCUUUUUGAAGUGGAGAAAAAUGAAAAA
Gigantopelta aegis is the source of this 1444-nucleotide messenger RNA. Its product is annotated as transmembrane protein 177-like. The transcript has 3 exons. Bases 42 to 1019 code for a protein of 325 amino acids. The record is from RefSeq and is a predicted model, not a curated record. NCBI's taxonomy places the organism in Eukaryota, Metazoa, Mollusca, Gastropoda, Neomphalida, Peltospiridae.